UACAUUUAUAACCACACAGACCGCGGCGUUGUCUUCGGCUUAGAGCUGAGCCGGACGGACGGACAGUUACACCCAGGAGAACGUGGAGUAAACUUAAUGCUUUACCCCGGACGAUUAGAGAGACGGGAAAGUUGGAAAUAACAGAACAAAGUUCCAGUUUGGGUCUGGACCUCUGUCUCCUGUCAGGGCUACGAGCUGCGGGACUCUAAGCUAACAGCGGUGAGACGCUGUGGAGGUAACCUAUCUCUGUUCAGCCUGCUGUGAUUUGGACAGUCUUUAGCCUUUAUACACACGUCUUCUAACUUUACACAGUGUCUUCAAAAUGGAUAAAUACGAGGAUUUAGGACUAGAAGCGAGUAAGUUUAUCGAGGAUCUAAACAUGUAUGAAGCAUCCAGAGAUGGUUUAUUUCGAACGAGAAGGGAUGCGGGAAACAACCCCGACUUUGAAGAGACAAGAAGAGUUUUUGCCUCUAAAAUGACUAAAAUACACAUGCAGAAACACCAAGAGGAGAUGGCGAAAAACAACCAGGCCAUUAAAAUGAAUGGGGGUCUCAGCAGCACAUAUUACACCAAAGACAGACCGCCCAUCAAUUGUUACCGACAGCCGGGUGAAGCGGCAGCGAAGCCCCCGAUCCUCUCUGGCCCCGUGCCGGGCACCACGGCUGGUAAUCAGUACGCACAGUCUGACAGCCAGAAACACCACGCAGGCAUCCAGUCUGAACUUCCAGGAAGCAGGGCAUAUGGCUACGGAAACAAUUACGAUAAUAAGGAGCGUUUAGAGCCGCUUUCAUACCAGCACAGCACCCAUAGUCCCUCCACCCCAGGAAACGCGUCCCAUAGCGCGCCCACACACGCUCGUCAUCCCGUCAGCCAGGCAGCUGCUUGGGCCCCAUCCAGAGAGAACCAGCUUUCCCCAUCUCUGUCUGAGUCUGGGAGCAGCAGCACAUCUCACCAGCAGCCCCAGCUCCUGCCUGCACCUCCCACAAUCAACAGUCUUCCAUCUCAGCAGACUCCGGCUGUCACUUCUUCUGUAAAUCGCAGUCCCCCCUCCUCUGCUGGUCCAGCCAGGGGAUGGGCUGGAGAGCCUUCUGGCUCAGCAAAAGCAGACCUCAUCCCUGCCCUCCCUCUGAGUGCCUUCACAGGAGGAACAGAUUUCCAUGUGCAGCAGCCCUCCACACAGGCUGCUGCCGAUUAUGCACCACCUUCUCCAACUUUGAGAGCCUCUCCUAGCCAUAAUAGUUCUGUGGCAGCUUCCUCUGUCCUGCCUGCAUCUGCUGAAACACCUCAACCCAAAGCGCAGGUGACCUUUGCUCCCCUGAGUCCUGGCAGUGUCUCCAAAGACAGCAGCCAUGGUCAAAGUCAGAGCCACACACCCAGCUGUGGCCCGGCCCCCUGUACUGAAGCUGAGGUCCCAUGUUCCCCCAAGUCAGUCCAACUACCCUGCCAGUCUAUCCUCAAGCAACCCCCUGAACAGGGGCCUUCAGCAGCUGAAAUAAAACUAGAAGCUCUAACAAAGCGACUGGAAAAAGAGAUGGAUGCCCAGCCAAAGGCUGACUACUUUGGAGUUUGUGUUAAGUGUAACAAGGCGGUGUAUGGAGCCAACCAGGCCUGCCAGGCUAUGGGUAGCCUCUACCAUGACAGCUGCUUCACCUGCAGUGCCUGUAGUCGAAGGCUGAGAGGGAAGGCUUUCUACUAUGUUGGAGGGAAGGUUUUCUGUGAAGAAGACUUUCUGUACUCUGGUUUCCAGCAGUCUGUGGACAAGUGCAACGCAUGUGGACAUCUAAUCAUGGACAUGAUCCUGCAGGCCCUCGGGAAAUCCUACCACCCCGGCUGUUUCCGCUGUGUCAUCUGUAACGAGAGCCUUGAUGGAGUGCCCUUCACCGUGGACACUGAAAAUAAGAUCUACUGUGUCAAAGACUACCACAGGGUCUUGGCCCCUAAAUGUGCAGCCUGUAACCAGCCCAUCCUGCCCACAGAGGGGUCUGAUGAAACUAUUCGAGUUGUAUCCAUGGACAAAGACUAUCACGUGGAGUGCUAUCACUGUGAGGACUGUAAGAUGGAGCUGAACGACGAGGAGGGCCACCGCUGCUACCCUCUGAACGGCCACCUUCUGUGCCACUCGUGCCACCUGAAGCACAUUGAGCCUGGCUGCUCCCCCUCCAUCACUGCUGCCUCCUACUGACACUGCUGUAGGAGGAGGGAGACGCCUGGUGGACCUGUGGAGGAACUGCCAAAGAGGGACUUGGACAGCAGGAGCAGACAUGUACAGUUGUUAUUGUAGAGGACUGAUUAAUGUAAUGCACCAAACCAUACUCUGGUUUGCUGUGUACUUUGACAGGAAUGGUAAUGAAGUCUCAAUUAUGCAGAAUCUAAAAUAUUUCUAACUCAGUAAUCAAGUAUUGCAAUACACCAAAGUUCUGCUUUGAAUGCAGUGAAGCGCUGCGUUCUGCAGACUUUGCAGAAGUGAUCUCCUAAGUUUGUUGUUAUGUAAAUAUCAGUUGCAUUGUCUGUGUAAAUAGUCAAAUAAUUUUAGACAGUGUGCCUUCAGCUUAACAUUCACACGUCUGCUGUGAAAUAAAGUUCAAAACUGAUCGAUAAAUAAUGUGUUCACAGGUUCUAAUAAGGAUGAUCACUUAUAAAAAAUGAAGUCCACUGUGAAAUGUGACUCAGAUGACAGGUACCUGAUGCUUCAGUCAGAUUGAAAGGACAAGUUGCUGCUCAUUGACAUGUUUAAAAAUAAUGUUUCAGUUACAUGACACUGCUUUGUGUAAUCAGUGAAGGCAUUUCACAGAAUGGUUUGGAUUUUUCCUCCAGUCUGGAGGGAGGACAACAGCUUCUACACACAAUGAUAACAAUUUAUAAAGAGGCUUUUAUUGUUGAAUAUUAUAGAAAGAAGUCAUAAUAGUAAUUCCCUAUUUUCCCAUUUGUAAUGAGUUACCAUUGUAUACAAAGUGUUCAUUUCCUUCUCACGCUGUUUACCAGUGGCCAUUGGGGAAAUCAGACAACUACACAGGCAUCUGUGAAAGGCCUCAGUAUGUUGGUCUUCAUUUUUCAUAUGCAAACACUGAUAUGCAAUAAAUCAUUUCAACCUAAACUUGACCUGUUAAACUCCUCCAGGUUGGAAUGCCUCUCUGUACUCAGUGCAUAUCAUUUCAGCCACACAAAACAUUUUUAUUACUUUUCUUUUUUGUUUUGUCUGAGCAGCAAUGGUUCUACUAGUAAAUAAGCAGCUUUGUUUGUUUGUUUGUUUUUGUUAUACAGUUUGUUCUAAGCACUUGGACAUAGGAGCAUGUUCCACACCAUUGAAGAGGUUUAGGCCUGUAGAUCUGUGUUUUGUUAUAUUUACAAACUUUGUGUAUUUUAAAAAGCUGUAGGCCUAUACUGAUUUACUUUAGUGCAAAGCCCCUUAAAUACUAAUUUAAUUUAUAGUGGGAAAUGACCGUUUCGAUUGCUAUUUGCCAUCCAGAUGUUAAUAUUGAUAUUAAGUUAAUAUUUACAUUUGAAGUCCUUAAUUUCAUAACCAACCCUAGAUUAAGGUGAAGAGCAAACAUAUAUCCUGUAUGAUUGUUGUAAAGAAACUGUUUAAUAAAUGCAUUGAAAUAGG
Molecule: messenger RNA, 3604 nt
Organism: Monopterus albus (swamp eel)
Lineage: Eukaryota; Metazoa; Chordata; Actinopteri; Synbranchiformes; Synbranchidae
Gene: limd1a
Product: LIM domains containing 1a
Exons: 9
Coding region: 323-2182 (619 amino acids)
Biological process (GO): cytoskeleton organization; regulation of DNA-templated transcription; response to hypoxia
Cellular component (GO): nucleus; transcription regulator complex; P-body
Molecular function (GO): transcription corepressor activity
Source: RefSeq, a predicted model, not a curated record